GAGGUGCCGCCGCGGCUGCUGGUGGCGGGCCCGCCGCGCAUGGGGGGUCUCCCGUUCCUGAACGGGCUGCAGGUCGAGCCGCCGAGCCCCGCCCCCGCCGCGGGCGGCGGCGGCGCGGGGCCCGCGCCGGCGGCCGCCGAGGAGGCUGCGACGGUGCCAGUGGCACAGGCGGCCCUGGGGCAGGGGGCGACGCUGGGCGACGCAACGCCAGAGGACCUCUCGACGCCGCCGGCGCCGACGCCGGAGUUCCGCCGAGCCGCGCGCAGCCGGCGCCGGAGGGAAGCCUCUCCGGCCAGCGCCGGCUGAAGGCCGCCGCGGCCGGCGGCUGCCGCCCGUCCGGCACUUGUACUCCGCGGCGCCUGCACUCCGCGGCCGACCGGCGCGCCGACGUGAAGGUAGGCGUGCGAUAAGCGCGCCGCUGUCCGCUCGCGGGGCGGCUUCCCACUUGUGAGCGCCGUGGGCCCCGCGUGAGCGCGCCCGCGCCCGCAGAGGCCUGGCGGAGGAGGGGGA
Molecule: messenger RNA, 510 nt
Organism: Prorocentrum cordatum
Lineage: Eukaryota; Dinophyceae; Prorocentrales; Prorocentraceae
Source: the annotation of a GenBank genome assembly